UAAAGCGACAGGACUUCUUUAACUAUCAUAAUAAAAUCUGAAGAGUGCUUAGAGUGUCCCGGGCUAGCUGGGUCCGCUGAAGGCGACGCGGCACAGAAAGUUCGGGAACCGAGAGGCCGCGUGACUGGGGGAGAGGCACUGGCCUCCAGCCCCUGCAGCCUGAGGCCCCACAUGGCCCAGCAGAGAGCCCUGCCCCAGAGCAAGGAGACGCUGCUGCAGUCCUACAACAAGCGGCUCAAGGAUGACAUCAAGUCUGUCAUGGACAACUUCACCGAGAUCAUCAAGACUGCCAAGAUUGAGGAAGAGACACAGGUGUCGAGGGCCACUCAGGGUGAACAGGACAAUUACGAGAUGCACGUGCGGGCUGCCAACAUCGUCCGAGCUGGCGAGUCCCUGAUGAAGCUGGUGUCCGACCUCAAGCAGUUCCUGAUCCUCAAUGACUUCCCGUCAGUGAACGAGGCCAUCGACCAGCGUAACCAGCAGUGGCGAGCCCUGCAGGAGGAGUGUGACCGGAAGCUCAUCACCCUGCGUGACGAGGUGUCCAUCGACCUGUACGAGCUUGAGGAGGAGCACUACUCGUCCAGCACAAGUCUGUGCGAAGCUAAUGACCUACCUCUGUGCGAAGCUUACUGGAGGCUGGACCCUGACACAGACUCCACCGAUGGCCUCUCGGCCCCUCUGCUGGCAGCCCCAGAGCCUGGAGCAGGCCCCCUGCCUCCUGCAGCCCCUGGCCUCUCCCACACUGGUGGCCCAGGCCCCACUGAGCAUGCCUGACCUUCGCAGGCUGUCCUCCCUGAGCCCCUGGUUUCUCAGAAAAGAAACCCAGUGCUCCCCUCAGCAUGCUGCACAGCUUCACUUUCAGCCUUGGCUCCCAUUUGGGGACCCCAGGACCCUGGACCCGCUGGCCUCUUUGAGAACCUCAGCCCACCUAGGACGUCAGGGAAGUCCUUCCCCCCCGCCCCGUUCCUGGGGGGCCAUCACUCUUGCAGUCAUGUCUCUAUUAGCUGCCUUCUGGCCAGCCAGAUGGGAGGGUUUCAGGAUAGGGCUUUCCUGCUAGGGACCUAGCAAUGGGGCGAGGGAAGGCGUGGCCUGAGCACACCAUUUAAAAUAGGGAGGGGCUGAGAAUGGACGGUCUCCUGUCCUUAGGCCAUCCUGCGUGUGGCCUCUGACCCUGAACCACAGACCACGGACACUGGCUGUUUUGUAAUGGGACUGUUUAAUAAAAACAUCAGCACACUUUCGCAUUGGUUCCUCUU
Messenger RNA from Tupaia belangeri chinensis (Chinese tree shrew), 1256 nucleotides. RefSeq names its product mediator complex subunit 22 (gene MED22). The record is from RefSeq and is a predicted model, not a curated record. Gene Ontology annotation, cellular component: mediator complex. Gene Ontology annotation, molecular function: transcription coregulator activity. Gene Ontology annotation, biological process: regulation of transcription by RNA polymerase II. Lineage: Eukaryota; Metazoa; Chordata; Mammalia; Scandentia; Tupaiidae. The transcript is spliced from 5 exons. Bases 172 to 774 code for a protein of 200 amino acids.